This is a messenger RNA of Exserohilum turcica Et28A, 1303 nucleotides long. RefSeq lists its product as uncharacterized. The transcript has 2 exons. Gene Ontology annotation, cellular component: endoplasmic reticulum. Gene Ontology annotation, biological process: fatty acid elongation. The coding region runs from base 69 to 1094 and encodes 341 amino acids. The record is from RefSeq and is a predicted model, not a curated record. NCBI's taxonomy places the organism in Eukaryota, Fungi, Ascomycota, Dothideomycetes, Pleosporales, Pleosporaceae. Gene Ontology annotation, molecular function: ketoreductase activity.
AGACAUUAUCGCUAGGUGCACUCUGUUACUUUUCCAAGUACCUCUCCUUGCACCGACUCGAGGCCACCAUGGCAGCCAUCACCGACAUGUUUGGCGUGCACAUUGAUGCCGAGAAUUCCUUUGUACAGGCUGCCGUCUACGGAUUCCUGUUCGUCGGCAUUGCAUCCUUUGCAGCACCAGUCUUCAGCGCCGUCCGACUGCUUCUCAGCUUGUUCGUGCUGCCGGGCAAGUCGCUCAGCACCUUUGGACCUCGCGGCACCUGGGCGCUCAUAACGGGAGCGUCGGACGGCAUUGGCAAGGAAUUUGCCCUGUCGCUCGCUGCCAAAGGCUACAACGUCAUCCUCGUCUCGCGCACACAGUCGAAGCUCGAUUCGCUCUCGGCCGACAUCACGUCGAAAUACGGCCCCAAGAUCGCCGUCAAGACGCUGGCCAUGGACUUUGCUCAGAACAAAGAUGCAGACUACAACAACAUGAGGAAGCUAAUUGACGGCCUCGACAUCAGCAUCCUGGUCAAUAACGUCGGCCUGAGCCAUAGCAUUCCCGUGCCGUUUAUCGAGACUUCCAAGCAGGAAAUGACCGACAUCAUCAUGAUCAACUGCAUGGCUACACUGCGCGUGACGCAGCUCGUUACCCCCGGCAUGGUAUCGCGGAACCGCGGCCUCGUGCUGACCAUGGCCUCGUUCGGCGGCUUCUUCCCCACGCCCCUUCUGGCCACGUACUCGGGCAGCAAGGCCUUCCUCCAGCAAUGGUCUACAGCGCUCGCCUCGGAGCUCGAGCCCCACGGCGUGCACGUGCAAUGCGUGCAGUCGCAUCUCGUCACCACAGCCAUGUCCAAGAUCCGCAAGACGUCGGCCCUCGUCCCCAACCCAAAGCAAUUCGUAAACGCCACGCUGAGCAAGAUUGGCAGAAGCGGCGGCGCACAGGGCGUCGCCUUUACAAGCACACCAUACUGGAGCCACGGCAUCAUGCACUGGUUCCUCUCGCGCUUUCUGGGCGAGCGCUCGCAUCCCGUGGUCAAGGUCAAUCGGGGCAUGCAUGAGAAUAUCCGGAGGCGUGCGCUCAGAAAGGCUGAGCGCGAGGCAAAGAAGCAGUAAGGCAAGCGCAUACAUAUUCAAAUGUAUGGUCCUCUUUGCGCUUUAAAGUAAGGUCUACAGACUCUUCCCUGCUUCUGACUAUAUGCCCAUUUCUUCCCAGCUCGAGUAUUGUACUCACACCAACGUGUUUGUUCACUUGAAUACAUGUUUCUUGUUUUAGAACCAUUCUACAUGACCUUUUAACUAGACUGAAUACCAGCAAAUAAUGU